Molecule: messenger RNA, 10076 nt
Organism: Schistocerca cancellata (South American locust)
Lineage: Eukaryota; Metazoa; Arthropoda; Insecta; Orthoptera; Acrididae
Gene: PKD
Product: serine/threonine-protein kinase D1
Exons: 18
Coding region: 1634-4069 (811 amino acids)
Biological process (GO): protein phosphorylation
Molecular function (GO): protein serine/threonine kinase activity; ATP binding
Source: RefSeq, a predicted model, not a curated record
GGGGGUCCAAUACAUAACUUUUAUCGAACAAGUAAUAAUUUAAAGUUAACUGUCAUAUAUGUUACACAAUGCCUGAGUCACUUUUAAUAACUUCAAAAUAAUUCAUGCUAAUAAAUUGACAUUAAUAGUAUUUUUACUGCUGAUCAUCUGUUAAGAGCAAUGUUGUUUAAAACAUAAUAUUAAUUCACUUUUGGAAAGGAGAGAGGACUGGGAUGCUUGGCUGCUGCCUUGAUACAGAAACUGCUCCAUCAAUUUAUUUAACACUGGCGAAGGAAACAACUAGUCUAGAUUUAAACUCACUGCAUGAAAAUAUUUCCGGGGGUUUGUAGUAUGCUAUGCGAAUACAAAGUGCCUUGUGAGGCUGUUUGGCGCAUAGACGAUUUCUGGUGAUACAUACAUAUACUGCAUCUUACUGGCGGGGACAUUUAUUCUCACUGUGCCAAAAUUUAAGCAAAGGAUGAGAUAUAAAGGUAGCUACAAUGAAAAAUUAAUUAUUAUGUUUAGUGACUGUAGCUACCAGUACACGGGUUUUUAUGAAACUCGUCUCGUUUAAAUACAGGCAGUCUUUAAACCAAAAAUACGGUAUACAGUCAGUUACCAAGUGUAUACGCUGACACGAACUGACAUGCGGCACUGUGUUUUGUGCCGGUUCCCUGCUUCAGUAUUGAAUCGUCGGGCCGUACUAAACACUGUAAACGUGCAUCGUUUCCUUAUGUAUAAUAAUUUAAAAUGAAAAGUUGGGUUUAGGUAAGAGAGCAGAAAAGAUAUAUUACUAUUUAUAAAUACGUGUUCAUCAACAGCUAAGACAAGCGUCUUGUUUAUCUAAUGCAGCAAGAAAAAGUUAUAAAAAACUGAACUUGAAGUGUCAACGUGUGGUACCCUGUAAUUAAUCAAUUCGCUAGCUGUAUUAUACAGCUGUUGACCUACAAAACGUAUGAGCCGUGCAAAAUGGAGGGCACACAUGGUCGCAACACUGGACUGCAGCCUGCCGUGUCCCACUUUUUGUCCAAACUAGUACAUCUGUCGCAAUGUCACUGAAAUAUACAAUAAAGGAAAUCCGCAAUUCGCCUGCUAUUUAUCACCCGUCACGCACGCAAUGGAACUUCCUCCUCGUUCUUAACAGAAGCGACGGUACCGGUCCAUCCCGAAUAACGCCAUCGAAAUAAACUUCCUUAAAUAUUAGUAAAUGCUGCAGUGGUCUUCGGCGACCUUCUACAUUACACACAGACGCUGAUGUUCCUACAGACUGUGCGGAUUGCUCCACCGAGACUACCUUGUGUUCUUCAAGCUAAUCUAGUAAUAAGAAAAAACGAUCAUUAUACUUUUUAACGUAGAACAGAUUAGCAGUCCGAAACCACAUGAAUGCAUCACACCAAUGUUCACUUCAGUCAGUCAGUGAAACAGUCCCUCAGGUCUGCCACACGGCCAUUGGCAACACUGACUCUUAUGACCCCGCAAACGUCGGGGAAGGUUGUUGUGUUUUCGAUGUUAUAAAUAUUAGGUGAUAUGUUGACUAAGGAAAGGAAAUAUAUGUGAAAGACGGAAUGUCAAGUAACGUGGCUCAUGCAACUUUGAGUCUACAUGAAGAUAGUGGAGCGAAUUGGUGGAAUUAGCUCAUUAUUCUUUCCAGCAGAUGAUGCAGACCACAAUGGAAGGUCCUGAAGUUACUUUCCUCUUCCAAUUUGGACUCGUUAGAGAUACAGUAACUACACCUGCUGGUUCAUUAGGACUGAAGACAUUGAAGGACUUGGCGAGUGACUUCAUCAACAAAAAGUUUCCUGACCAUGGUCUGACUUGCCUUGGUGAAAGGCUGCUGCUGUUCCGCCAUGACCACAGUUCUGCCAACAUCUUACAGUUGGUAAACUCUGCAGCAGAAAUUAUUGAUGAAACACUGGUGGAAAUUGUUUUGACAGCCCAAAUACCAACAGAAGCAGCUCCAUUAAGGCCACACACAUUAAAUGUUCACUCUUAUAAGGCUCCAACUUUUUGUGAUUUUUGUGGUGAAAUGCUGUUUGGACUUGUUCGUCAAGGACUGAAAUGUGAAGGUUGUGGGCUCAACUUUCACAAGCGAUGUGUGGUGAAGAUUCCAAACAACUGUUCAGGGGCAGCACUUGUCUCUGGAGAUCGCAGACGAUCCUCAACCCUUGCUGUUCCACGUUCAUCCUCCCAGGGGUCAAAUUCCUCACUUGCCUCAGAUGACACUUCUCUGGUACGCUUUUCCUCUUCUUCUUUUGUUACAGUUCCAGGUAGUCAAGGAACAAACAGAUCACCCUCACUUGGAGGACGUAUUCGUAUUCCACACACAUUUGUACUUCACUCGUACACACGUCCUACCGUAUGUCAGGUAUGCCGGAAAUUGCUGAAAGGAAUUUUUAAACAAGGGCUACAGUGCCGGGACUGCCACUACAAUGUGCACAAAAAGUGCCUUGAGAAGGUGCCUAAAGACUGUACUGGUGAGAGCCCAAAGGAUGUUACAGGAAGUGAAUGCACUGAUAAUGGAAAUGGAAGUGACUCAGUCAGUAGUCGGUUCAAUGAAGAUAAUGACAGUGACACUGAGUCUAGUUCUCCACCUGAAGCUCGAAAAUCUUCAUCUACAGAAUCACCUGUCAGCAAUGGUUGUGAGGAUCAAAACUGUGAUGAUGCUGAGCCUCUCAUCAAACGACCAACAAGUAUGUCCCCUAGUAACAAUAUUCCUCUGAUGCGAAUUGUGCAGUCAGUGAAACAUACAAAAAAGAGGGGUUCAAAAGUUAUUAAAGAAGGGUGGAUGGUGCAUUUCACUAACAAGGAUCCAACGAGGAAACGACAUUACUGGCGCCUUGACACCAAAUCAUUAACAUUAUUCCAAAAUGACACAAGCUCCAAGUAUUACAAAGAGAUUCCAUUAUCUGAGAUACUUUCUGUGGAAACAGCUCGAAGCCCACAUGGUGAUGUGAUGCAUUGCUUUGAACUCCGGACGGCCAACAUUGAUUACUAUGUGGGUGAAGACCCUCUGCAUCCUGUAGUAAGGGAAGGAAGUGUGGCAAUUCUUCCUCCAGAGGAUUCUGGUGUAGGAGUUCACUUAGCUAAAAGCUGGGAAACUUGCAUUCGACAGGCUCUGAUGCCUGUAACUUCUUCCACCAAUGCAGAUAAUAGCUCAGGUGAAUCUGAUGAAAGAGUGACUGACAUGAGCCAAGUUUACCAGAUUUUCCCAGAUGAGGUUCUUGGUUCAGGGCAAUUUGGAACAGUUUAUGGAGGUGUACAUAGAAAAACAGGUAGAGCUGUUGCUAUAAAAGUAAUUGAUAAAUCAAGGUUUCCAACAAAGCAGGAAGCUCAAUUGAAAAAUGAAGUAUCAAUUUUACACACCAUCUGCCAUGCAGGUGUCGUAAAUCUUGAACGAAUGUUUGAGACUCCAGAGAGAAUAUUUGUUGUCAUGGAAAAAUUGAAGGGUGAUAUGCUAGAAAUGAUUCUUUCAAGUGAACGUGGGCGAUUAAGUGAACGGAUAACUAAAUUCCUUAUAACACAGAUACUUAUAGCCCUGAAACAUCUCCAUAGCAAAAAUAUUGUACAUUGUGAUCUCAAGCCAGAGAAUGUGUUGCUCAGCUCUGACUCUGAGUUUCCUCAGGUGAAAUUGUGUGACUUUGGCUAUGCGCGCAUAAUUGGUGAGAAGUCAUUUAGAAGAUCUGUGGUCGGUACUCCUGCCUAUCUAGCACCUGAAGUCCUUCGUAACAAAGGAUACAAUCGAUCAUUAGAUAUGUGGAGUGUUGGUGUUAUUGUUUACGUAAGCCUUAGUGGAACAUUUCCUUUCAAUGAAGAUGAAGAUAUCAAUGAACAGAUACAAAAUGCUGCCUUUAUGUAUCCAGCUAUACCUUGGAAGGAAAUUUCAUCAGAAGCAAUUGACCUCAUCAAUAAUUUGCUGCAAGUGAAACAAAGGAAAAGAUUUACAGUAGAUAAAUCUCUUGCACAUAUUUGGUUGCAGGAUUACCAAACAUGGUGCGAUUUACGAGAACUAGAGAAGCAGGUUGGCAUUAGGUACCUCACUCACGAGUCUGAUGAUGCACGAUGGGAAAGUUAUCGAAGGGAACGCCUUUGACCAGCCAAAAGUUGGGUCACUGUGGCCAGGACACGCUGGAGACGUUUCAUCAAAACAUGAUGAAGAUGUUCCUGUCAAGCUCUCUAUUAGAUUUUGUAACAUAAUGUUGCAUCUGCAUGUUGCAGAUUUUACUAUUAUGUACUGCAGUUUAUUGAAUUGUUUAUUUUUGUAACAUUAUAGUGUAUAUAAUUACUCAGUCCAGCAAUACUCAUUUACAUAUUUCUUUGCCUUUACUAAAUAAUGGCAGAAAGAAAGUGGUGUGUGUGUGUGUGUGUGUGUGUGUGUGUGUGUGUGUGUGUGUGUGUGUGUGCGUGCGUGCGUGCGUGCGUGCACGCGCAUCCGUGAGUCAGUCAGAGUGAAAGCCCUGGAUGGUUAUGGCUAUAUAUUCAAAUAUGUUACUAAUCCUUUUAUAUUGUAUAGUUGGUAGUAUAUGGUUUGGAUAAGUAAUUUCCUCUCUUACGACAACUGAGGUACGGUUUUGUUAAAGUUGCGAAUGACUAAACAUUUUAUAAUGUGUAAAUUGUGUUUAUGUAAACAGUGAUCCAUUAACCAAUAUUUGUAGGUUUUUAAGUAUAUUAGACACCUUGGGCUCCUGCUUUUUACAUGUACUAUAUCACUUAUUCAUGUACCAGGUAAAUACAUUGACAUCAUAACUGUGACUUUAAUAAUGAGGACCAUAUUUCUCAGUUAAAGAAUGUGUCUCAUCAGUGUUUUCUUGUUUGCACAUCAGUGAUAUUAAAUGUUACCAGUGCAGUCUGAAUUAAAAAUUCAAUAUUCAGCAGUUAUUUCAAAUAGUACAGAAAUUCUGUACGACGACACAAAAUGCGUGCAGUUUAAAAAGUUUCCGAAACAUAAGCAGCUCAUAUAAAAUUUCAUACAUUUUAACAAAUAGUAUGCUGUUAUUAAAUUUUAUGGCAGAUUAAGACUAUGUGCUGGACUGGAACUCAAACCCAGAACCUUGCUUUUCACAGAGAAUACUCUGCCUGAGCUAUCUAUGCAUAACUCGCUGCCUGUCCUUGCAGCUUUGCUUCCGCUAGUACCUCUGUCCUGUGGAGAAAUGGCUUAGCCACAGCCUAAGCUGGAGUGUUUGCAGUUUUGAAUCUUCCUUGCAAGGUAAAACUGUGUUCCACACCAGGGCUCAAACCAAGAUCCCUGCCUUUCUCAAGCAGUGCUUUCACCAUCUCACUUGUCCACGUGUGAGCCACAGUGACUAUGUGGGACUAAUACUAGACAUCAGCUUUCAGCGUUUAAUACUCCUCUGAUUUUGGCCACACAACCAAUAUGACUCAAAGUUUUAAGAUGUCACUUCUUCCAUAUUCCUUAAAAACUGUCUGUUGGCUCUGACCUGAUGCUUUGGAACCAACUCCUAAAGGAAAAGGAUGCAAUAGAGAUUUUAGCUUUCUCAAUGCCUCAGAUUUGUUACUGACACAAAAUUAUCUAUCAGUUAGAAGAAUAUAUACUUGUUAACCAUUUACGACAGGUUAAAACUACUUCCCAUUCCAUUAAUAACUUGACAUUGCUGUAAAACAGAAACACUCCAAUUUUACUGUUGUCUCCAGAGUGCUGGUUCCACAGCAUCAAGAGAAAUCUCUAGGAGACAGAAAAAUUGUAGGUUAUUUGGAUGUUGAAACAUUUAGUUGGUUACUCGGGUGUGCACAGGUGACAAAAUUGAAAUACUAUUGUCUCAAAAGCAUUAUAGUUUCCCAAACACUGUUUUGACUAUUCACAAAUCGUUACAGGUAGACCACUUUAUUGGUUUUAAUCAUCUUAAAAACUUCCAUUAGUCAGGAAUUAUUAAAUACUGUAAGUUAUAAAUUAUUCAGUAUUUAAUGCGCCAGAUAAACUAUAAUUAUGUUCGUGGCGUCGUUUACUAUGUGCACUGCACUAGGUGGCAGACUGGGACCAGGGGAGUUAUUUUCAAAAUUUAAGACUUGGCACCAUUAUUAGUUGCUACAUGUCAUAAUUUUACUGUCUGAUAGACAUUACCUAAUAGAGAUAAUAUGAGAUGACCUGCCUGUAUUGUUCUGUGUUUCCUGAUAUCCACACAUUUAUGUUGACAAUUUCUUCUCCAAAUGUGGCUAAAAAUGCACAGAAAUGAAUAGUAGCCUUAAUACACUGCAUGAAAAUUUAUUGCACUUAUUGCAGAUACUGCAAAAUAAGCUAACAUUUUUAAAGUGACAUUCCUACAUAAAACUGACUGCAUCAAAAUCUGCUCCUUUGUACAACUGAGUAGUUAUUGUAAAGCUUCACUCUUUUUUUUUGCAUAAAAUAUUUCCACAAGAAUACAUCCAUAAAAAAAUUUGGUUAUAAAACACCAAGACACAGUGUCGUUGUGGCCUAAAAGAAGUACUGUAAAUGAUAAAAUUCUUUGAACUGAUCCCCUCAUGGCCUAAAUAUUACACAGAUUAUGUUAACUGUUGCCACUCAUUCGUAUAUCGCACUGAUAAUAAUAAUAAUAAUAAUAAUAAUAAUAAUACAUGUUUGUUAAAACCGGAAAUAUUUUCUUUCUUUUUUUUGUCAUGGAUGUCUAAAAUCCCCCGAAUUCUUUCCCAGCAAUUUAUUAAUACCAUUCCAGUCUCUGUUUACUAUAUCUAUUUACCAAGAAAUUCCAAGUGUACUCUGCUACAUCAGCAACUGUUGAGUGGUAAAAACGAGAGAAAUUUAAUAUGUGGCCACAUGAGAAACAUCAUUUAACCUGUUUUUCCAUCAUGAUAUUUCAAGAGAUGUGUUGUAAAUAGUUCUUCUAAUAAAGAAUUAGCAUAUAAAUAUAAACAUGAUGUCAGUAAAUAAAUAUUUAACUGAGAUAUAUGGUUCUCUGUAUGUGUUUACUUGUUGUGACAUGGAACAAUCUCUGAAGAACAGUUAAAAGUAUAUCAAAAAUUUGUGCUUCAGUGAGAACACAAUGCAUUCAGCUUGUGUAUCUGUCGUGAGUACUUCUGUAAACAUUCUUCAGUAUUAUAGUAUAAAAUUUUUGCCAUAUGUAUGGAUGACACUGGUAGAAUGUGGUAGAAUGCUACAAAAACAUGAAACUGUUUGACGAACUUAAGUUCAGUAUCAUUUUCACUAUAACAGUACUAUUAAAUGUUCAGUUUAAUUUUUUGUACUCAUUUAAAUAUUUUGAUUGUGUAUCAGUUUGUGGUACUGAUUUUAGAAAGAUAAGGGCAAAGAUAUUUGCUUGAUAUUCCGUACAUUAUGUGACAGCUUGGCAGAUGCAUAUGUUUGGUGAGACUCAGACAUUAUGUAUGUGUUGCUCUAAAACUUUUAAUAUUUUAAGAAACUGUUAUUCAUAUUGAUAAUGAUUUCUGUAUAAGAUAUAAUAAGGGCUGAAAAUCUAAUGUGUAUAUUAGACUGGUAAAUGAAGCAUUAUGCUAUGUAUUGCAUACAAAUCACAUAUUCAUCUGUCAAUGUAUUUGAUUUUUCAGUCAUUGUAAUACUGGCCUGAUAUAAUUGCCACAUUGUGAUUGAUUUUCUUUGGAGUUACGGAAGGGAUAUUAUGUAUAUGAAUGUCUGGUAAAUUACAGUAUCAGGAUAUCCAGUUCACUGCGCAUGAAUGCAUACUGUAGGAAAUAUAUUGUUUUAUAACACUGCCAAAGUCGUAUUAUCUUUACAACAGUUUUUAUUCUGUAGGUGUUUUAUAAUUCAGCUCGGAAAAAAAAAGGUGGACUGAAUCAAAUCAUACAGUAUCAAAAUUGAAAUAGUGAUGCAAAAUAUCAACAUUAUUUACUGAAUGGAUGUGUCUUGCCUAUUAUUUUUCAUUAGAGUGAAAAUGAAUUGAACUAAUUUUUUAAUUUGAAGGAAAGAGUUUUUUAAGCAUCGCCUUUAAAUACACAGACAAAAUUAUCAAUUUAGAAAACUUGCCACUUCUUUGUUUGUACAAAUGUAAAAAGGUUACAAAAUGUAUGUCGACCUUCCUUUUUUUUAAAUUUAGUAGUGUUAUUUGAGAUGAUAUAAGUAAUAAACCUGUUUUACAGGCUUGCGGCUUACUUUCGUAAUUGUAUUAAUUUGUGAAGAGAGAUGUCAUUUUUCUGGAAAAAAAUUAUAUUGUUAAAUCUGUAAAUAAUUAUGUGUACUGCAAAUAUUUGAUAUAUAAUUUUAUAUGUUUUAUACUUUAAAAAGUCAAGUAUUGACUUCAUGAUAUUUAAAUAAAUGAAGUUUUUUGUAUUUAUAUCUUUUCAACAAACAAGUGUUAUUUAGGUAAUUUGCAUCUUGUAAAACAGAUACAAAACUAAUUAGGAUGUUGUUCAUCAGUGUGAUGGUCAUUUUUCAUAUAUGGCACCAUGCAUAAUAAAUCUUGCCAUGUUCAUUUUUUUGUCCUACUAACAGUAACUGGUUGAUGCCCUUCAUCUGAACUCUGCAUGCCCUGCUUUUAAGGCUUAAUAUGCUAUGAAGUGAAAUGAAUGGGGCACUGUCAUUCCAUUAAUACAUGUACACAUUGUUGUUAUGAUCUAAAUUUACCCAUUUUAGAGUGAAUUUUGUCUUUCUUAUUAGGAGUUGUAAGCAAACAGUAUCCACUUUUCUCUACAAUUUGCUUCCUCAUUUAAGAGGAUGUGUUUGUUUUUGAAGUCAGUGGAAAAAUAGUAUGUUUUGCAUGAAUUGAUGUUACAAUUUAUUCCAAAACCAUCAUUCUGCUAGUUUGUGGCAUAAGAAAGGCUUGCAUUCUACUAAUGAAUGUUCCAUUCAGUUCACUGACUGUUUUGUGAAUGAAUAGUGCUGUAAUUUUAAGUGUCCUGCAGGAAGAGAUUCAAAGUUACGUAAUUAUUAUUAUUUUUUUUUUUUAAAGAUGCCAUGAAUGAAUGGGGCAUGGAAUAACUGUCUUUAAUUUGUAAUAUGUGAAAUUGCUGUAUGUUCAAAAUCCUAAUGUUUGUGGUGAUGACAUGUUUGGUUUGUGAAUUAGUUUGCUUAAACAUGCUGUUAUUAUUAUAACGUAUAUAAGAAUUGUUGUAGUCUGUCACGGAUUUCCCAUUGCUACAAAGAAACAUUUUUUAUGAUUUGCCAUUCUGAAGAGAAGUUAAAAGAAAUCAGUAUCAACUGGCAGUGGCAAAGUGAUGUAAAUAUAUAUUCUAAUUUGAAAUUUCACAGUGGUAAAUAGCAAUGUUAACCAAAUUACUGGUAUUAUUAAAGGAAUGACAGUUUAAAAUUUUGCAGAUGCUCAAUUUCUAUAACUGUGGGAGCCACAGACACAGUCCACCUACCCAUAUGUGCUCUCUUCGUGCAACAUUCAUUAUCUCAUUUGUUCCUCGGACUGUUUCUAUCAGGAAGCCAUUCGUGUUUUGACUUCUGCAUCUGAAUCAGUCAAAAAAUAACAUGAAAGAAUACAACUAUUGGCAAGUUAAAUCUUUGAAUCGUGCAUCUCUAACUCAAAAACUAAUUGACACUUGUCAUUUGUAUAUUUGGAAAACACAUUUUAAAUAUUAUGUAACCAAAAUUUUUAUAGUAGACUGUCUUUGUGGCACACUCUUUUAACCUCAGUUUCUGUACCAAGUUAUUGAGUACCAGAAAGAAAAUAGCCUCAUCCAAUUUGUUAAAAGAAUUUUUAAAUAUUUGGUUUUGUCUGUCACUGUUAUCACAUGUUGACGAAUAUGUCCACCAAAGCAGAAUGUUGUUCCUUGCAGAGGCAAGUACUGUUUGUUCUUCCAGCAACAAUGAUGUAUUAGUUGAAUGUGUGACAACAUUACACUUUUAAAAAAACUGUUUUCUGAAUUAACUUAGUAACAUGUCAGUGUAGUUAAUUGACUAGAAAACUGUCGUGCUCCUCUUUUUGCAGAUAGACUGUAAUCUAAGCUCACUUGUCUCAACUUAUCAGAUUAUGGAUGGCAAAUUUUGAUACUUUUUAUUAUGCCUAAUGAAAAAGUUACUAUUUUUAAUCUAAUGUAAUUUUUGUUAGGAAGAUUUUUGCAAUAAGCCCACAGAUCUGAACAAUUAUAUCAACCUUAACUUGAACAAUUUGAUUUUUGAAGUUAAGCAGUGAACACAAUAUAUAAUAUGAAGCAUAAUUUUACAUUGUUUU